Messenger RNA from Kogia breviceps (pygmy sperm whale), 944 nucleotides. It is a transcript of the gene CFD, whose product is annotated as complement factor D. Lineage: Eukaryota; Metazoa; Chordata; Mammalia; Artiodactyla; Physeteridae. The record is from RefSeq and is a predicted model, not a curated record. Gene Ontology annotation, biological process: proteolysis. Gene Ontology annotation, molecular function: serine-type endopeptidase activity.
CCACCCAGCUGAUAGGGCCUGUGGGAGUGCCCGCCCCCUUCCAACUUCAUAAGAGCACCCCCAGGGCCUGGCCUGGGUCUGUGUUGAGGCCACGGCAGCAUCAUGGCGCACCGCUCCCUGCACCUGGCGGCUCUGAUUCUCCUCGGGGCGGCCGUGUGUGCGGCUCAGCCCCGCGGCAGGAUCCUGGGCGGCCGAGAGGCCAUGUCCCACUCGCGGCCCUACAUGGCAUCCGUGCAGGUGAACGGCAAGCACGUGUGCGGAGGCUUCCUGGUGGCCGAGCAGUGGGUGAUGAGCGCAGCGCACUGCCUGGAGGAUGUGGCCGACGGGAAGGUGCAGGUGCUCCUGGGCGCGCACUCCCUGUCACAGCCGGAGGCCUCCAAGCGCCUGUACGACGUGCUACGCGCAGUGCCCCACCCGGACAGCCGGCCGGACACCAUCGACCACGACCUCCUCCUGCUGCAGCUCUCUGAGAAGGCCGUGCUGGGCCCCGCCGUGCAGCCCCUGCCCUGGCAGCGCGAGGACCGCGAGGUGGCGGCCGGCACGCUCUGCGACGUGGCCGGCUGGGGCGUGGUCAGCCACGCUGGCCGGCGGCCCGACCGCCUGCAGCACCUACUCCUGCCGGUGCUCGACCGCGCCACCUGCAACCUGCGCAAGUACCACGACGGCACCAUCACCAGGAGCAUGAUGUGCGCACAGAGCAGCCGCCGCCGGGACAGCUGCAAGGGUGACUCUGGAGGCCCGCUGGUGUGCGGCGGCGUGGCCGAGGGGGUGGUCACCUCGGGCUCACGUGUUUGUGGCAACCACAAGAAGCCCAGCAUCUACACGCGCUUGGCGAGCUACGUGGCCUGGAUCGACGGAGUGAUGGCUGAGGGCUCAGCUGCCUGAGGAGGACCUGAGGGGCGGCGGUCACGGGGGUCCGAGCAAUAAAGUCAUCCACUCCUGCA